UUUCUUCAAACCCACAUUAUUGUUAUUAUGAUGAUAUCAAGAAGCAUUCUAUUCUCUUUGGUUUUCUUGGUUUUCUCUUUUCUCAUCCCUACCUUCAUUUCCUCUUCCCCUGUUCAAGACCCUGAAUUGGUAGUUCAAGAGGUGAAUAGGCAAAUCAAUGCCUCCAUUGCUAGGAGGAGCUUGUUAGUUAGUGAUAGGAGAAACUUAGGGUACCUUUCAUGUGGAAGUGGCAACCCCAUUGAUGAUUGUUGGAGGUGUGAUCCUAAUUGGGAACAGAACAGACAGAAGCUAGCCGAUUGCGCAAUUGGGUUCGGAAAGAACGCAAUUGGCGGCCGGGAUGGUAAGAUUUACGUGGUAGAUGACUCUGGAGAUGAUGAUCCAGUAAACCCUAAACCCGGAACCCUACGCCAUGCAGUGAUUCAGGACGAGCCGUUAUGGAUCAUAUUCGCUAGGGAUAUGGUAAUCACACUGAAAGAAGAAUUAAUUAUGAAUUCUUACAAGACAAUUGAUGGAAGAGGAGCUAGUGUACACAUUGCUAAUGGUCCAUGCAUAACUAUACAAUAUGUGACAAAUGUGAUUAUACAUGGAAUUAACAUACAUGAUUGUAAGCAAGGGGGGAAUGCUAUGGUGCGUGACUCUCCUAGGCACUACGGGUGGAGGACCAUAUCGGACGGCGAUGGCGUGUCGAUCUUCGGUGGGGCCCACAUUUGGGUGGACCAUUGUUCAUUGUCCAAUUGCAAUGAUGGGUUGAUUGAUGCAAUUCAUGGGUCCACAGCAAUCACAAUAUCUAACAAUUACAUGACACACCAUGAUAAGGUUAUGUUGCUUGGUCAUAGUGAUGAAUAUACUCAAGACAAGAACAUGCAAGUCACUAUUGCUUUCAACCACUUUGGUGAAGGUCUUGUUCAAAGAAUGCCAAGGUGUAGGCUUGGAUACUUCCACGUGGUGAAUAAUGACUAUACCCAUUGGGAGAUGUAUGCUAUUGGAGGAAGUGCUAACCCUACCAUUAAUAGCCAAGGAAAUAGAUUUGUUGCACCCAAUGAUAGAUUCAGCAAAGAGGUGACAAAGCAUGAGGAUGCAGCAGAGAGUGAAUGGAAGAAUUGGAAUUGGAGAUCAGAAGGGGACAUGCUUGUUAAUGGUGCAUUCUUCACAGCUUCUGGUGCUGGUGCUUCUUCAAGCUAUGCUAGGGCUUCUAGCCUCAGUGCUAGACCCUCUUCUCUUGUUGCUUCUAUUACUACUUCUUCUGGUGCCCUUCUUUGCAAGAAAGGUUUUCCAUGCUGAUCAUCAUCAUUAUUCUCAACAAUUAAUUCAUCAACCAAAAUUGUUAUUAGUUAAUUAAUUAAGAGUAAAUUGAUAAAUAAAUCCCUGAAAAUUUAUAUUUCGAAUAAAUUAAUCUCUAAAAAAAUAUUAAUAAAUUUUUUAAGAUAGCAGAUGUGGACACACGACUUUUAAAUUAAUCUCUAUAAUUAUGGUAGAAAAUCUUAGUUUGAAUUGACUUGUCCACGUUUGUUAUCCUAAAAAAUUUUAUUGGUAUUUUUUUAAACUAAUUUAUUCAAAAUAUAAAUUUUCAGGGAUUUAUUUAUUAUUUUACUUGUUAAUUAAUUAAUAAUUAAUUUGGUUGCUUACCUUGAUCCAUUAUUAAUAUAUAUACAUGGUAUAUAAUUUCCCAAGAAGCAAAGGAAAUUAUAUAUUAAGAAAAUAUAUAUUUUGUGAAAGAAAAAAAGGGAGGGGAAAUUGAAGAAAAAUGCCUAUAUAUAUGGACAAUUUGGAUUUGGAUAUUUUACUUUUUAUUUGAUUUUCAUAUCCUUCCUUUUUUUUCUUCUUUUUUUGGUUUUUGUUUUUUAGGGUUGUUUUGUAAUGUUUGCUUUCUUUUUUUUCUUUCCUUUUUUGGGUUUUUUGGUAAUUUUGUCAUGAUUACAACCUCCACAUGUUACUCUUAGAACCAAAUGAAUUAGUUUGGAGAAUCUCGAUGGUGUCUAAGAGAAAGAACAAGUGUUGAAGAGUUGAUAUUAUUGUUAUCAUCAUCAUCAUUAUCAAUUAUAAUAUAGUAGAAAAAAUUUCAUC
Arachis stenosperma is the source of this 2064-nucleotide messenger RNA. Its product is annotated as probable pectate lyase 5. The record is from RefSeq and is a predicted model, not a curated record. Gene Ontology annotation, molecular function: pectate lyase activity. The transcript is spliced from 4 exons. Bases 28 to 1281 code for a protein of 417 amino acids. NCBI's taxonomy places the organism in Eukaryota, Viridiplantae, Streptophyta, Magnoliopsida, Fabales, Fabaceae.